This is a messenger RNA of Cadophora gregata, 1403 nucleotides long. RefSeq lists its product as uncharacterized. Bases 598 to 1245 code for a protein of 215 amino acids. The record is from RefSeq and is a predicted model, not a curated record. NCBI's taxonomy places the organism in Eukaryota, Fungi, Ascomycota, Leotiomycetes, Helotiales, Ploettnerulaceae. The transcript is spliced from 2 exons. Gene Ontology annotation, biological process: L-cysteine catabolic process. Gene Ontology annotation, molecular function: cysteine dioxygenase activity; ferrous iron binding.
CGCGUAAUCGGAGCGCUGACAGGUUUAGGAAGGUAGAUGGUGUUGACAAUCCAUCAGCUUACGUGGAGAGACCAGGUGUAACGGACGAAUGCAGGAUUGAUGCUUGUAUGCAUACUGUCGGUGCCGACAAAGGCACCGUCAGACCGUGUAUCGUGGUGGAACUUCGGAUCGUGAUUCACUCCGAUUAUGCUCGCAUGUGAGUCAAUAACACAAUGCGGCCAUGAGACUCGUGUGAGUAGACGAGGAGCGCGCUCUGAGGGUGUGGGACUGGAAGAUGGAUCGCAGAAUCGAAUCUUGGCCGUGAGAUGGGAUGUCACCGGCGGAGACAUACGCUCACAAGCUGCAUUCGACGCUCGAAGGAGUCUGUAGGAAUCGGUAUGAUGUUACGCUACAACUCGGUGAGAGCCGUCGACCGUCAGCUCUCGGACGAGAAGGUGUAUCUGCGGCUCCGUGCAUGAUCUUGUCGUCCACUUUUAAUCACCCGAAGGUAUGGUACCGUAGUGAUUGCCACGCAGAGCUCCUUCAUUCCACUAUCACAAUACUCCACAAUUCACAAUCUCGUCAUUCACGUUCACGAUUUCGACAUCAACAAUCACAAUGCCGAACACACGAUUAUCAACUGAGACGGGUGAAGAUAAAUUCGAGCAUCUAGUCCUCGCUCUGAAAGACACGCUUGGAUCAUCAGGCUUGACAUCCGAUGAUGUUGACUUGGAUAGCCUCACAAGCUUGAUGCAAGAAUAUGAAAGCAAUGAGGAUGAAUGGGCACGUUUUGCUCUUUCUGAUCUGAGCAAAGGCUACACGAGAAAUUUGGUUGAUGAAGGGAAUGGGAAAAGCAAUUUGCUGAUCCUUGUCUGGACACCCGGAAAAGGAAGUCCCAUCCACAACCACAGCAACGCGCACUGCCUCAUGAAGAUCCUGCGAGGCGAGCUCACAGAAACACGAUACGAGUUUCCCAAGCAUGGUUCAGAAACAGAAGAGGAGCAGUCUAUGAAAAUGAUAGCGGAAAGGACCUACGCCGAAAAUCAUGUCGCGUACAUGAGCGAUGACCUGGGUGUUCACAAAGUGUGGAACAAGAGUGAGAACUUGGCUGUUUCUCUGCACUUGUACACGCCUCCCAAUAUCGUGAAAAAUGGCUGCUACGUCUAUGAAGAAAAGACUGGGAAGGAAACACAUAUUAGGAGAUGUGAGUAUCAUUCGAUGCAUGGGAAGUUGGUUAGUGGCGAAUAUGGGAAGCCCCUGUUGUAGUGAGUAAGUGGGGUGUUGAGUUGGAAUCUCCUGGCGCCAGGGGCGGACUUCGCUUAAUGAUUGACACCUCGCAUUUGUUUAGAUAUAAGACAUGAAUGAUGGGAAAGUUGGAAAUAGAAUUAAAUUCUUACUUUGCCAGUGUUUCAUUGACGUUGGAU